Messenger RNA from Racocetra fulgida, 885 nucleotides. The record is from the annotation of a GenBank genome assembly. NCBI's taxonomy places the organism in Eukaryota, Fungi, Glomeromycota, Glomeromycetes, Diversisporales, Gigasporaceae.
AUGUCAUUCUACCAAGACCAAGAUGGUGAGAUAUGGUUGACUGGUACUUAUCAGUACGGCUUUCAAAAACCGGGUACCUGGGAUUAUUAUUGGACAAUUCAGAACGGUUGUGGAGAAAUUCUUUAUAACCUUACCGAUCAGUUAUAUAUGGAAUAUGCAAAAGAUAGUACAUGUGAUGGUUAUGACGAUUCAAAAUCAAGUUAUCAUAGAAAGAGAGGUAGUUAUUUAGAUAAGAGACAUAAAAAACAUGAAGAUAAAUGUGAAAUGGGGGCAUGGGGUAGCAAACCUUGGGUAGUUAAAGUUAGUGAUUUGGCGUGGGAUUGUGGUAAAGAUGAAGGCUUCAAGUAUAAUACUUGUAAGGGUAAAGAUAUUUAUAAAGAUAUGGUGAUAGAUUAUACUAAAGAAAAACUUCCAAAACGGCUUAGUGCACAGGGACCCGAAAGUGGUAUCUAUUUAGUUAUUGAUGGUCAAAGUAAAUGGGGAAAACGUCAAACUAGUACUUCACCCGCUGCGAUUAAUGUUAAUAAUGAAGCACCAGCUCCAAAUGCACCAGCACCAGCUCCAAAUGCACCAGAACCAGCUCCAAAUGCACCAGCACCAGCUCCAAAUGCACCAGCACCAGAUCCAAAUGCUCCAGUUCCAAAUGCACCAGCCCCAGCGCCACCGGCUCCAGGAGCAACUGCACCUGAUGCAACUGCACCUGUGGACACUGCACCUGUAUCAGUCUUACAAGCACCAACAACUGCACCUGCACCUGCAACUACUUCUCCCGAAUCCGUUGCGCCCGCAGCAUCUGUACCACCACCAUCAACUAACCCCGAAUCCGCUGCACCAGCACCAGCAGCAAAUACUGAACCUCCACCAGCAGCUACUGUUGCUGCUUAA